Molecule: messenger RNA, 805 nt
Organism: Condylostylus longicornis
Lineage: Eukaryota; Metazoa; Arthropoda; Insecta; Diptera; Dolichopodidae
Product: coenzyme Q-binding protein COQ10, mitochondrial
Exons: 3
Coding region: 138-719 (193 amino acids)
Biological process (GO): cellular respiration; ubiquinone biosynthetic process
Cellular component (GO): mitochondrion
Molecular function (GO): ubiquinone binding
Source: RefSeq, a predicted model, not a curated record
UAAAACUGCUUCAAAACAAUAAUACAACUUUCUCCAAAUAUUAUCAUUCUUAUAAAAGUUAUAUAAUUUAAAUUUAAGGAAAAUACAAAAAGAACUUUUAAUGUUUUCAUUAUAAGGACCUGGGUUAAGCUUAAAAAAUGUAUAAAACUGUAAACAUUAAACUAUUUAAACAUUUGCUUCACAAUAGAAAACUGAGUACUGGACCCAGAAAUAUCUCGAAUUCCAUUUUUAGUAUUAAUUUUACUAGUCGAAGGCGAGAAUAUAUUAAAAAAGAAAUAAUUGGUGUGGUUUCUGAUGUUGAAAACUAUGUAAAAUUUGUGCCAUAUGUCAAAAAAUCUAACGUACAUAGUUUUAAUUUAGAAAAAAAUAAUUACAAAGCAGAUCUAAUUGUUGGAUUCUCACCUCUAACUGAGUCUUAUACUUCUAAUGUCAAAAUUGUGCCACCAAGUUUGGUUAUAGCGGAAUGUGAUGAUGGUCAUUUAUUUAAAUAUCUUAAAAAUGAAUGGAGGUUUAGUCCUGGAUUAAGGGAUAUUCCUCAGUCAUGUGUUAUCGAUUUUAUUGUAUUAUUUGAAUUUAAAAAUGUUUUUCAUAGUCAAAUAGCGAAUUUAUUUUUUGAUAUUAUUUGUGAUCAAAUGGAACACGCUUUUCACAAUGAAGUUCAAAAGCGUUAUGGGGAUCCUUCUAUUAGAAAUGUUAUAUUAUCAUCUAAAAAAACUUGAAAAAAUAUUAGUACAAAGUAAUUUAUUCGGAAAUGUUGUAUCAAAUGUCACCAAAGAAAAAUAAAUAGCAUAUCUUUUACGCUGCA